Messenger RNA from Amphimedon queenslandica, 2286 nucleotides. Its product is annotated as protein transport protein Sec24A-like. The record is from RefSeq and is a predicted model, not a curated record. The transcript has 14 exons. NCBI's taxonomy places the organism in Eukaryota, Metazoa, Porifera, Demospongiae, Haplosclerida, Niphatidae. Gene Ontology annotation, cellular component: COPII vesicle coat; endoplasmic reticulum exit site. Bases 79 to 2286 code for a protein of 735 amino acids. Gene Ontology annotation, molecular function: zinc ion binding; SNARE binding. Gene Ontology annotation, biological process: COPII-coated vesicle cargo loading; intracellular protein transport; endoplasmic reticulum to Golgi vesicle-mediated transport.
UCAACGUGUCAGUCAUAAAAUCACGUGACUUGAUCACGUGACGGUGGCAUUAAAUAGAGUAUCCCUGCAUGUGAGUAAAUGUCUCAGAGAAGAGUCUAUCCUAGUAAUCCUUCAGUGCCAACAGGGCCCUCUCCUGGUUACCAUGGAAACCUACCCCAGCAGCAGCAGCAGAGACAGUACCCUCCUCCUCCUCCUGGGGGUGUGGCUAAUAAGCUAGGGGCAAUGAGUUUAGGUCCUCCUGGUCCCCCGUCUGGUUCAUUAAUGGGAGCUCCGCCCACCUCAUUAAUGGGUUCUCCCCCUCAACCAACUGUUAACGGCCCACCUCCUUCAUUAAUGGGAGCUCCACCCACCUCGUUAAUCUCUCAUUCAUCAGCUGGUCCCUCCUCCCUAAUGGGUCCUGGCCCACCAGGCCCUUCAUUAAUGGGUCCUCCUCCUCCUCUUAGGCCACACCCAAUGGGACUAAUGGCCCCACCUACACAACUAGGAGGGGGCCCUCCGACUAAUAUUAGACCUCAGCCACCGCCCACUCAAUUAGCAGGACCUCCACCUAUGAAUAGACCUCAAUUAGUGGGCCCUCCUCCACCCACUCAAUUAGCAGGUCCUCCUCCACUUAUUAAUAGACCUCAGCCACCGCCCGCUCAAUUAGCAAGACCUCCACCUAUGAAUAGACCUCAAUUAGCUGGUCCUCCUCCACCCACUCAAUUAGCAGGUCCUCCACCUACUCAAUUAGCGGGUCCUCCGCCCACUCAAUUAGCGGGUCCUCCACCCACUCAAUUAGCAGGUCCUCCUAAUAUUAGGCCUCAGGCUCCGCCCACUCAUUCUCAGUUUCCUCCUCAUCCUUCUCUAGCUCCUCCCACUUCAGCGGCCCAAGGUCCCCCGACAGGAUCUCAUUCCCAUACUCUCAUGUCUCAUACCGGUACUCAUGGUAUGUACAUGGCUGAAGGUGGGGGCAGUACUGGAAUGAGUAUGGCAGGUCCGCCUCCACUGGGUCACAUGACAGCUCCUCCUCCUAACAAGUAUCCUCAUUCUGGACCAACCGGUUUGACUGGCUCUACUCUCCAACCUCAACCAGAACCUCAACCUCCUCCUCCUCAGCAGGUGCUUCCCAACAUUCAGCCUGUCAAUGUGCAAGAAGUUCGUAAUAUCUUACCUGCCACACCCAUCACAGUCUCCACCCCACUACUACCGCAGCACCUACGGGAUCUUAAUCCGGAUCCUUCUGUGUUCUGCUCUACAAUGUCGACUGUUCCAGCUACUUCUGGACUCCUCAAUAAGAUGAAGUUACCCUUUGCUAUUCAUAUUCAUCCAUUCAAGGACAGCAAGGCUAGGGAAUGUCCAGUCAUUAAUCCCAGUACUAUUGUAAGGUGUAGGGUCUGCAGAGCUUAUAUCAAUCCUUUUGUGUCCUUUGUGGACCAGAAACAUUGGAGGUGUAACUUCUGCUUUAGAAAUAACAUUGUUCCUGAUAAUUAUGAUUAUAAUCCUCAGUCUGGUAAGUCAGGUGAUCACUCCUUCCAUCAGGAGUUGCGUCAUUCGUCAGUUGAGUACAUAGCACCUUCGGAAUAUAUGGUCCGUCCUCCUCAACCCAGUGUAUAUUUCUUUGUUAUUGAUGUAACCUACCCAACCAUACAAUCAGGUCUUCUUGAUGUAUUCUGUGCUACUCUGUUGGAUUGUAUCAAUAAGUUACCUGGUGACAGUCGGACUAUGGUUGGAUUCCUCUCAUUCGACCACACCCUCCACUUCUACAAUCUCAAACCGUCCCAAGCUCAGCCUCAGAUGCUGGUUGUAUCAGAUUUAGAAGAUCCUUUCAUUCCAUCUCCUACGUCACUCCUCGUUAAUUUGAGAGAAUCAAAAGAACUGGUGAAGUCUUUCCUGCAAGAUUUCCCUCGUAUGUUCGUCGAUCAAAGAAACCUUCAAAGUGCUUUAGGACCUGCUUUAGCCAUUACUGAGAAGCUGCUGCAUCAGAUCGGUGGUAGGAUCACCGUGUUGAUGAGUUCACUGCCUAACGUGGGACCAGGAGCACUUAAAGUGAAGGAAGCUACUGGAGCUACUAAAAUGGAUCAGCUCAAUAUGUCUGCCAGUACUGAUUUCUACAAGAAGUUAGCUCUGGAUUGCUCCGCCCAGCAAAUCGCAGUUGAUCUUUUUGUCUUCUCAAGCAAAUCCCAAAGCAUUGACCUCAUGACAGUCUCAACCGUCGCCAAGUUCUCCUCCGGUCAAGUGAGGUACUAUCAGAGCUUCCACUCUGAGAGGGCCAGUGUCAGGGAAAAAUUUGAAAAAGACUUUAAGUAA